AUGUCCUAUCACUGGAACCAGAAUCAGCAAGAGAGGAGCAUGGACCGCAGAGAAUUGUUGGAAUCUAGGCCGGCAGGGGAUGGCGUCAAAAAGGACGUGCUAGGUGUCUCGGGCGACUCGAAGUCCGUUAGUCCGACGUCGCACUACAACAUCUCGAACUCCGUAUCUGGAUCGCAACACGAUACAGCAACGAAGGCAGCAGCAGCAGCAGUGACUGAAACUGGCACUGGCACUGGCACUGGCACGUCGAAACAUGUAACGUUGCCCUCGCUAUCCGCGUUGAGCCACGAAUUGAGGAAUAGUCCUGGGAAACAAGAUAUGGCCCGCACCAGUGGGGGAGAUGGUCAGAGGAGGAAAUCCAGUAACGGGUUCUCGCUGGCCAGUCUGGAUAACCCACUGCCGGCCUCCAAUGACGCUGAGAACAGUUCGCUCAGGGCUCCAGCGGCCAGGGGACUGUCAAUUGACGAGACAACAACACCAGCAGUAGGUGUGCCACCGGUAGUGGGCACUAACCAGGGGAAAAGUGCUGUAACUCCCCCAAGUUUGCACAUUCCAACCCAUCAACAACAACAACAGCAGCAACAGCAACAGCAACAGCAACAACAAAUGGUCGCUUCUGUUUCUGCAAUGGGGGGAGGUAUAGAUUCUCCCUACAGACCGCUGAACGUGAAGGACGCUCUUUCGUACCUCGAGCAAGUUAAACUGCAGUUCAACUCGAGACCGUACAUUUAUAACCAAUUUCUGGAUAUCAUGAAGGACUUCAAAUCUCAAAAUAUCGACACUCCGGGGGUCAUCGAGAGAGUAUCCACUUUGUUUAAGGGAUUCCCAGCACUGAUCCAGGGGUUCAACACUUUCUUGCCCCAAGGGUACAGAAUAGAGUGCAGCAGCAACCCUAACGAACCAAUAAAAGUGACGACACCCAUGGGUGUCUUGGAGAACGUGAGGGGGUCUGACAUAACGGCAGACCAGCAGCCAGCGAUCGGGCAACUACCCACGACUCAAUCGCCAAUACAGGCAUCGCUGCCACCUCCACAAUCUGCUCAUUUGCACCUGCCAUCGACUGUUGCCGCAGCGACUACCGUCCAACAGAGUGCCAACGUACACGCGGAGAACGAGCCAAAGAAGGCAAACGACGUCGAAUUUAGCCAGGCUAUCAGCUACGUGAACAAGAUCAAAAACAGAUUCUCUGACCAACCGGACAUCUACAAAAAUUUCUUGGAGAUCUUGCAAACGUACCAAAGAGAGCAAAAACCAAUUAACGAGGUGUACGCACAAGUCACCGUGCUGUUCCACAACGCACCUGACUUGCUCGAUGACUUCAAGAAAUUCUUGCCAGACUCCUCAGCAUCAAAUGAACAGCAGCCAAAACAGUCACCGUACUCACCACAGGUGUACAGCGGCGCAGACAUGGCCAGAGGAUACAUGUACAACAACACGGGCGUAUACUACCCACCGCAGGUGAACCAGCCGCAGAGCAACCUCCCACCCAUUGGCAGCUUUUCACCACCGGCAAACGGCGUAGCCCCUACAACAGGCACCGCAAUACCGCAUGCAGACGAACAGCACGUCGUGGCGGGCGUGCCUGCCAUGGCCCCUCAUGAACAGCAGCAUGCACCAUCCAUGAUCAACAACGAUGGAAUACAGAUCUCGAAUAUGCGCGGAGGCGGCACAGUCCCCGCGUUGAACCAGUAUGGUAUGAUCUCGCCCCACGAUUACACCCAGCAACAGGCGAAACAGGUACAGCAAUUCCAAGAAGACCAACAACAGCAGCAACAACAAAGUAUGAUGAUGGACGAGCAGUACGGGAGCGGAGACAUGCAAGUAAGACCGGAGAUCGAUUUGGACCCUUCAAUUGUCCCCGUGGUACCUGAACCCACGGAACCGAUAGAAAACAAUCUGAGCUUGAGCGAGGAGACUAGUUUCUUCGAGAAGGUGAAGAAAAAUAUUGGCAACAGACAGAUAUACAUCGAGUUUUUGAAAGUGCUAAACCUUUUCUCGCAGGAUUUAAUCGCUGUAGAUGAGUUGGUGACCAAAGUGGAAAACUACUUAGCAGGACAACCAGAGCUGUUUGAAUGGUUCAAGAACUUUGUCGGGUACCAAGACAAGCCCAAGAUCAUCGAGAACGUCAUUCAUGAGAAACACAGACUUGACCUGGACCUGUGCGAGGCUUACGGACCCAGCUACAAGAAACUGCCAAAAUCUGACACGUUCAUGCCGUGCUCCGGUAGAGACGAUAUGUGCUGGGAGGUGUUGAACGACGAAUGGGUAGGCCACCCAGUGUGGGCCUCGGAGGAUUCGGGUUUCAUUGCCCAUCGCAAAAACCAGUACGAGGAAACGCUGUUCAAGAUCGAAGAGGAGAGACACGAGUACGAUUUCUACAUUGAAUCGAAUCUGAGGACCAUCCAAACUCUAGAGACCAUUGCAAGCAAGAUCGCCAACAUGACCGAGGAGGAAAAAAAUAUGUUUAAGCUGCCUCCAGGAUUAGGCCACACCUCCUUGACCAUCUACAAGAAAAUCAUCAGGAAAGUAUACGACAAGGAGAGAGGUUUUGAAAUUAUAGAUGAGUUACACGAACAUCCAGCGAUCACAGUCCCAAUUGUUCUAAAGAGACUGAAGCAAAAGGACGAGGAGUGGAGAAGAGCACAACGUGAGUGGAACAAAGUUUGGAGAGAGUUGGAACAGAAAGUGUACUUCAAAUCCUUGGACCACCUCGGACUGACUUUUAAACAAGCGGAUAAAAAGUUGCUGACAACUAAACAGCUAAUAUCUGAAAUUAGCAGCAUCAAAGUCGAUCAGAACAACAAGCGAAUGCAUUGGCUGACCCCCAAGCCCAAGAAGCAACUUGACUACCAGUUCAACGACAUGGAUAUUAUCUUUGAUAUUGUAGGGUUGACUGACGUCUUUGUCGACCAUUGCUCCACUUAUUCCAACCCUGAUAAGGAGAGACUGAAAGAUCUGUUCAGAGUUUUCAUAUCUUUGUUUUUCUUCAUUCCAAGGGACCUGAUAAGCGCAGCAUUAGACACGAAGUCGGACGAAGGUAAGUCAACCGAUACCAAGUUCGAAAAGGCUGACGACUCUAAGAAGAGGCCUAGACCCGACGUAGAACUAUCUCUGAGCGAUAUUCUACACAGAGCCAAAUAUCAAAAGCUAAAGAACGGAGAGGGGCUAGGGAUGAGUGAAGAUGACGACGAAGAAAAACUGGCUAAGGAAGCGGAGGAAAUGUCAGAGAAGAAUGCUUCCAAACCGUGGUUGGUCGGUGACAUUGUCGAAAGGGCCAAUUCACAUGGCUUGGUAACCGACAGAGCAGUGUACAAUUUGUUUGGUAACACCAACGUCUAUAUUUUUAUUCGCCACUGGUCCACCCUUUACGGCCGUCUUUUGGAAUUGAAGCAGAUGGAUGAAAGAGUCACCAAAGAAAUAAACAACCGUAAAGUUGUCCAAUUUGCAGAGGACCUCAAUCUGCUAUCCACUCAGUUGAGGGACAUGGGGUUGGAUUUCGACGGCAAGAAUGCUUACCAAGAAACGCUCAAACUGAGUAAAAGGCUGAUCCGGAACGAGUUGGAGCACCAGUGGUUCGAAGAAAGUUUGCGCCAGGCCUACAACAACAAGGCUUUCAAGCUUUACACAGUGGACAAAGUCGUACACUCUUUGGUUAAGCAUGCUCACACAUUAAUGACGGAUAACAAGAGUUCUGAGCUAAUGGAGCUAUUUGAAAAAGACCGUUUGCAGAGCUCGACUUGCGUCAAGGAUCAAAUUCUUUACCGGUUACUCACGCGUUCGCACAUGUCGAGCACCGAAAACAUGUUCCGUGUUCAGUACAAUAAAGAUACGAGGCAUGUGUCCAUUCAAUACAUCGGUUUGGAUGAUGUCACUUUGGAGGAUGCCAAAGAUGACAACGAAAGAUGGAACUAUUAUAUGACAUCGUAUGCUUUGCCACAUCCUACAGAAGGCAUUAUGCAAGACAAAUUGGUUGUACCCUUUUUGGAAAGGAUUUUGGAGUUUGAAAACGAUAUGUUAGAUGUUGAGGCAGGGAGUGAUAGGUAUAACCCGGUUGGUACGUCCUACUCCAAGUUGAAGAUCAACAUUGACCCGAAAACCUACAAGCUGAUCAUCCAAGAUGGCUCAUAUGAUAUAUUUUCAAGAAGCUCCAUCAACGAAUACCCUAUUAGGCCAGACUCGAAGGGCUAUGUGCAGAUGGUUGAAAAGAGGAAAGAGACGGCUCAAAAGUUUUUGGAUGGUAGGUUUGGGUGGAAAAAGGAUCUUUCAGAUGACGUUAUAAAUACCGUGGAACCUACUAAAAAAAUUGCUUUGCUAAGCGAAGAAACUAAAGAUGUCGGUACACUAAGUACUCCUGUGACGACAGAAAAAGGCGCAGAAAACACGGUACAUGGUUUGCAACCAGUGGCGUUAGCGGAAAACAGCAACGCGUCGACAAUGGGAACGUCUACCGUUGGGGAUGCAUCAAAUAACGUCCAAUAG
Molecule: messenger RNA, 4479 nt
Organism: Huiozyma naganishii CBS 8797
Lineage: Eukaryota; Fungi; Ascomycota; Saccharomycetes; Saccharomycetales; Saccharomycetaceae
Gene: SIN3
Product: transcriptional regulator SIN3
Exons: 1
Coding region: 1-4479 (1492 amino acids)
Biological process (GO): negative regulation of transcription by RNA polymerase II
Cellular component (GO): Sin3-type complex; chromatin
Molecular function (GO): transcription corepressor activity
Source: RefSeq, a predicted model, not a curated record